Molecule: messenger RNA, 3452 nt
Organism: Lycium ferocissimum
Lineage: Eukaryota; Viridiplantae; Streptophyta; Magnoliopsida; Solanales; Solanaceae
Product: cellulose synthase A catalytic subunit 7 [UDP-forming]
Exons: 12
Coding region: 80-3205 (1041 amino acids)
Biological process (GO): cellulose biosynthetic process; plant-type primary cell wall biogenesis
Cellular component (GO): trans-Golgi network; plasma membrane
Molecular function (GO): cellulose synthase (UDP-forming) activity
Source: RefSeq, a predicted model, not a curated record
UCUUUCAUUUUUAAAAGUUAUCUAUAAUACCAUAUAUACCAUUGUCAUCAUACUCCAUUUCUCACUAGAAUCAUCCACCAUGGAAGCCAGUGCUGGUCUAGUUGCUGGUUCUCAUAACCGGAACGAGCUCGUCGUCAUUCAUGGCCAUGAAGAGCAUAAGCCAUUGAAGGAUUUGAGUGGACAAGUUUGUGACAUAUGUGGGGAUGAAAUAGGCCUAACAGUGGAUGGUGAUCUCUUUGUGGCCUGCAAUGAGUGUGGUUUUCCUGUGUGCCGGCCGUGCUAUGAGUAUGAGAGAAGGGAAGGAACUCAACAGUGUCCACAGUGCAAGACCAGAUACAAACGUCUCAAAGGGAGUCCAAGGGUGGCCGGAGAUGAAGAUGAGGAGGAUAUCGAUGAUAUUGAACAUGAAUUCAAAGUUGACGAUGAGCAAAACAAGAAUAGAAACAUCGUUGAGACCAUUCUCCAUGGUAAGAUGACAUAUGGAAGAGGACCCGAAGAUGAAGAUACUGUUCAGUACCCUCCUGUCAUUGCUGGAACCCGCUCACAUCCGGUUAGCGGUGAAUUCCAGAUAUCGAGUCAUGCAAGUGGAGAGCAGAUCUUGGGAUCUUCACUUCACAAAAGGAUACAUCCCUAUCCAGCUUCUGAAUCUGGAAGUGCAAGAUGGGACGAUAAGAAAGAGGGAGGGUGGAAAGAAAGAAUGGAUGAUUGGAAAUUGCAGCAAGGAAAUGCGGGGCAAGAUUAUGAUGACUUUGCUGACCCUGAUAUGUCCAUGGUGGAUGAAGCAAGACAGCCUUUAUCGAGAAAAGUGCCAAUAGCAUCAAGCAAGAUCAAUCCUUACCGGAUGGUGAUUGUAGCUAGGCUGUUUAUUCUGGCCAUCUUCCUUCGUUAUAGAAUUCUGAAUCCAGUGCAUGAUGCGAUUGGUCUCUGGCUAACUUCUAUCAUCUGUGAGAUCUGGUUUGCCAUCUCUUGGAUCCUAGAUCAGUUCCCCAAAUGGUUCCCAAUCGACCGUGAGACUUACCUCGAUCGUCUUUCUCUCAGGUAUGAGAGGGAAGGAGAACCAAACAUGCUAUCCCCUGUAGAUAUCUUUGUCAGUACAGUGGAUCCUAUGAAGGAACCUCCUCUUGUUACGGCUAAUACGAUCCUCUCAAUAUUAGCAAUGGAUUACCCUGUGGACAAAAUUUCAUGCUACCUAUCUGAUGAUGGAGCUUCAAUGUGCACCUUUGAAGCACUAUCAGAAACUGCAGAAUUUGCUAGAAAAUGGGUUCCCUUCUGCAAAAAGUUCGCUAUAGAGCCUCGAGCACCAGAGUUUUACUUCUCCCUAAAGAUUGAUUAUCUCAAGGACAAAGUCCAGCCAACAUUUGUCAAGGAGCGACGAGCAAUGAAGAGAGAGUAUGAAGAAUUCAAGGUAAGAAUCAACGCACUAGUUGCCAAAGCAACUAAAAUGCCUCCAGGAGGAUGGAUCAUGCAAGAUGGAACACCAUGGCCAGGAAAUAAUACCAGGGACCAUCCGGGUAUGAUUCAAGUCUUUUUAGGCCAAAGUGGAGGAACCGAUGUGGAAGGACAUGAACUCCCUCGUCUUGUUUACGUUUCUCGUGAAAAAAGGCCUGGUUUCCAGCAUCACAAAAAGGCUGGUGCUAUGAAUGCCCUGAUUCGCGUUUCAGGAGUUCUUACUAAUGCACCAUUUAUGCUUAACUUGGAUUGUGAUCACUACCUUAACAACAGCAAGGCUGCCAGAGAGGCCAUGUGCUUCUUGAUGGACCCACAAAUGGGCAAAAAAGUUUGCUUUGUCCAGUUUCCUCAAAGAUUUGAUGGAAUAGACAGGCACGAUAGAUAUGCCAACCGAAACACAGUCUUCUUUGAUAUUAACAUGAAAGGACUAGAUGGACUACAAGGUCCGGUAUAUGUUGGCACAGGAUGUGUCUUCAGAAGGCAAGCAUUAUAUGGCUAUAAUCCUCCUAAACGUGCAAAGCGUCCAAGAAUGGUGAGCUGUGACUGUUGUCCAUGUUUCGGACGCAAAAAGAAGCUCGACAAAUAUAAAUCUGAAAUCAAUGGAGAUGCAGCAAAUGGUCAAGGAUUUGACGACGACAAUGAGCUACUAAUGUCCCAGAUGAACUUUGAAAAGAAAUUUGGUCAGUCUGCAAUUUUUGUGACUUCAACUUUAAUGAUUGAAGGUGGGGUCCCACCUUCAUCGAGCCCAGCAGCCUUGUUGAAGGAAGCUAUCCAUGUGAUCAGCUGUGGCUAUGAAGAUAAAACAGAAUGGGGUUUGGAGCUGGGGUGGAUAUACGGCUCUAUCACAGAGGAUAUCCUAACAGGUUUCAAAAUGCACUGCCGUGGUUGGAGGUCAGUCUAUUGUAUGCCUAAACUAGCUGCAUUUAAGGGGUCUGCUCCGAUCAAUCUGUCAGAUCGUCUCAACCAGGUGCUUCGAUGGGCUCUUGGUUCCGUUGAGAUCUUCUUCAGUCGUCAUAGCCCAAUUUUGUAUGGCUACAAGGGAGGAAAGCUUAAGUGGCUUGAACGAUUAUCAUAUGUUAACACAACUAUUUACCCCUUCACUUCUUUACCUCUUCUUGCCUACUGCACUCUCCCUGCUGUCUGUUUGCUCACUGGAAAAUUCAUAAUGCCAGAGAUAAGUACCUUUGCAAGUCUCUUUUUCAUUGCUCUUUUCCUCUCAAUCUUUAUAACGGGAAUUCUUGAGCUAAGGUGGAGUGGAGUAAGCAUUGAGGAAUGGUGGAGAAAUGAGCAAUUUUGGGUGAUUGGAGGGGUAUCUGCCCACCUUUUUGCUGUAGUACAAGGUCUUCUCAAGGUUUUCGCUGGAAUAGAAACCAGCUUUACUGUGACAUCUAAGGCAACGGAUGAUGAGGACUUUGGAGAGUUAUAUGCCUUCAAGUGGACUACUCUCCUUAUUCCUCCAACGACAAUUCUCAUAAUCAACUUGGUUGGGGUGGUAGCCGGAAUCUCUGAUGCCAUCGGCAAUGGAUCCAAUGCAUGGGGUCCCCUUUUCGGAAAGCUUUUCUUUGCUUUUUGGGUCAUUGUUCAUUUAUAUCCAUUCCUCAAGGGUCUUAUGGGUAGGCAGAACAGGACCCCAACCAUUGUUGUCAUAUGGUCAAUACUUUUAGCCUCCAUCUUUUCCUUGCUCUGGGUUCGAAUUGAUCCAUUUGUGCUCAAAACCAAGGGACCAGAUACCAAAAGGUGCGGAGUCAACUGCUAACAUACCUGCUCAUAAUUCCUUUUAAAGGCCAUGCUCUUUGGAGCGUAUACAGCAUCUUGAUGUAUCAGGGAUCUUGUAUCCUCCCCUGCGUGGGCUCUGAUGUAUACCCGUCAAACUGGAAUAUGCAAACAAAAGAAUAAACCUAGUGUGAGAAGUUUUGUUUAGCGUACAAAUUGUACUCAACUUUUUUGAUUGUUCAAACUGUACUCAAUUUUGCAUAUAGCUAAAUGAAAGUGUUUGAAGACAA